Molecule: messenger RNA, 3038 nt
Organism: Lutzomyia longipalpis
Lineage: Eukaryota; Metazoa; Arthropoda; Insecta; Diptera; Psychodidae
Gene: tey
Product: protein Teyrha-meyrha
Exons: 9
Coding region: 527-2518 (663 amino acids)
Biological process (GO): protein ubiquitination
Molecular function (GO): ubiquitin protein ligase activity
Source: RefSeq, a predicted model, not a curated record
AGUACAUCCGUGACUCUCGGGCAGUACUGUUGUGCUGCUUCCUUACGAUUUGCGUGCAUUUUUCAUUGUACAUAAAACUGAUUUUGCGUGAACUUUCAAACGGUUUUACGGAUCAACUUAAAAGAAUUUAUUCUUAUUCUUUACUUCCUUCCCAAAAUCUUAAAAUAUUUUUAUUACAAAAAUUCCUCAUUUUGAACGAUUAAAGAUAAUCGCGAGAAAGCCGUGAAUUAUGUGACAAAGUGAAGAAAAAUUCCUUUGAGAUUAAAAAGGAACUAUUUUUGGGAUUGAGGAAUUUUACAUUGAAGAAGAGUUUUGUGAUUGAAAGUCUGCCAAGAGCAUAAGAAAAAAGAUUAAUAGUGAAUGUGAAAAGAUGAUGAGAAGAAUUUUUGUGCCGAAAGACUAAAAAAAUUGUUGAAGAGAAGAAGAAAUGUGACGAAUUUUGUGACCACAUUAAUUUUUUUCGAUGAUAAAAGUUCGUUGUGAUUUGUGAGGGAUUUUUUUUGGGAAUUCAUUUGCGUGGACUCUAAUGGAGAAUUCAGCCUACGGAUCGGCACAUUUGCCAUCACCAGCCCUCGUGGUAUUCUCUCAGGCAGCUGGGGGACUUGGGGAAGCACUGAGGAUACAGCGACCAUUUCAUUCUCAACUUCCAGACGCAAAGGAUUUGCAUCACUUUGCUUUGGGGAGCUAUGGGGCUCAUUUGCUACAUGGUUUCCCCCCACAUUUCCUGCAUCCCCUCAAUCCGGCCGUGAGUACAGCCGGUGGCGCCAAUGGGAGCCCUUUUGGUGGCGGUGGGGCCUUUGUGAAGCCCUUCCCGUCUAAUCUCCCCCUACCAUCGGCAUUUGCACCGCCAAAAUGCGUAGGACUCACGGGAUUGGAACAGAAUUUCUUACAUUUGCAGAAUAUGAUGUUUCCCAGUGGUGGGGAAUCCUUCCGCACGGACUCAUCGAGUCCUGCGUGUACAUCACUUUCGCCUCCGGUUAAGGAGGAAUCCUUGGAGGGACAUACGAGUGAAGAUGGUGAUCGUGAUCGAAUUUGCUCGCCGGAAAGGAGCCCUGAGACACCGGGAUUUCGACCAGCCCCGAAGACAUCAAAUGGGGUCGAACCAUUAAAUUUACGUUUGGACAAUGGAAUUCAUCCACUCUACCGCCUUCCGCAUGCUUACUCACUAUCCAAAAGAUACUUCCAACAAGGAAUUGGCGGUGUGGCUGCCAAGAAGACACCAUCAAUGGGAACACCCCCACUUCCAAAUUCCUGCCCCGUGUGUGGUGUUCAAUUGUCGCCGAAUGAGCUUGAGACGCAUUUUCUCACUGAACUCGAUCGGCUGUACAAGCUGAGUACACCGGCUGAGCGUCAGCGGUUGCGUGCGACAUUCUCUCUGCCAGGUAUGGUUGGAUCACCGGGACCAGAUAGUCGUUGGGAGACAUUCCAUCGUAUCCGGAAUAAUCGACAGAAUCGCCUCCGAGCAAAGACGCGAAAGCGCAAAGGUGACUCAGAUUCAGACUACUCCCCAACACGUGGCCCCAUUCUGCCGGGGCAGUGUCAGUCGUGUCCUGUGUGCCAUGGGAGACUGCAGAGGACCCCCGAGGAAAUUGCUCAGCACGUGGAGGAAUGUCUCAAGAAGAGUGGAGCUCAAACGGCUGUGCAAGAUGAAGAUGAGACUGUCGAUGUGGAGGGAUAUGCUGAUGAUACAUCCAGCAGUGCUGGCACAAUUGCCUCCCACAACAACAACAAUGUGGCCAAAAUGGUGGAUUCGAGCCAUCAGAAUACAGGAUCUUCAUCUUUGUCAAUCCUAUCACCCCUAACACCAACACAAAUCCCCCCACAGCUACCCACGUCGACUCCUUCACUGCCCAGUAGUCAAGCAGAAGAGGGUGCAAUCUCCAGUUUAAGUUCCUGGGACAGAAAGCAUCGCAUGACUACGGCCAACUGUACAAUGACUUCCGUUGCCAAUCAAAUUGUCUCGCGCGUUACCCCAACAAGUUCCAAUCAACGUGUUGAUCUUGACUACGAUGCAGAUCGUGAACAAGGACACACGGUUGAGAUGGACAACGAUGAGGAUGUUGUGGUGGAUAAUACAGACGAUGAAGAGUGCAUAAAGAGGUCCCGAAGUGAUAAGCGAGACGAUGUGAAGAAUAGCACCGAGGAAGCCACUUCAUCGGUAGAAAUUGACUCUGUUAGUGAUUCAAAACCACCAAAAGCUCAACUAGGGACCACUCCGGAUUCCUAUGUAAGCACUUCCGAAUCAACGGAACCCUCAUCGCGUGCACAGGUGCUAGAAGAGCUUAGAGCACGAAUUCGUGAACUCGAGGGGAGCCCCUUUAAAACACGCACCCCCCAGGAGGAGGAACACUACAAAUGCUAUAUAUGUAAGGAGCCCUACAAAUCUCCCGUCAUAUCAACAAUCUGCUGGCAUGUCCACUGUGAUGAAUGCUGGAUUACAAUAUCUGACGCCAAGAAAUCCUGCCCACAGUGUAAAUUCAUCACGACGACCAAUGAUUUGCGAAAGAUUCACGUCUAAAUGGUGCAAUAGAGUGUGAUGGAGAAAAAGGACGGAUUCUCUUGCCAAAAUAGCCCAACUUUAAGAAGAAUUUCAAUGUCAGAUACACACACUUAAAAUACUAGAAUCUUUAUGUAUUCCCCCUUCCCCCAAAUAAUAUUUUAAGUAGAUAAAUUAAAGAAAAAAUAUCAAUGUAGUGUGGUAAAGAGUCAAAGACGAAAGUGAAAAUGAUAUCACGUUAGAAUUUAGAGUAAUAAAAGUACAGGGUGAUGGAGAUUUUUGAAAGAAGUUGGUGUCUCCAAAUAAUAUUCUCUAAGUUCACACAUAAAAUAUUUCACAGCUAAAAAUUAAAUAAAUAAUUUUAAAUACGACGCUUAAAAUGAGAUUUGGAACAUUUAAGUAAACGCCAAACUAUAAAAUAGAAACGUCAAAAAUGAGAAAUCUAAUGUCAUAUAAAAUGUCAAUCAUAUAAAAAUAAUUAUCAAAAGUUCGAAGGAGAUCAACAAACCUUGGAAAAGAAAACGCAAACUUUGAAAGAAAA